This is a messenger RNA of Nelumbo nucifera (sacred lotus), 1709 nucleotides long. RefSeq names its product telomere repeat-binding factor 1-like. Gene Ontology annotation, cellular component: nucleosome. Gene Ontology annotation, biological process: nucleosome assembly. Gene Ontology annotation, molecular function: double-stranded telomeric DNA binding. The record is from RefSeq and is a predicted model, not a curated record. Lineage: Eukaryota; Viridiplantae; Streptophyta; Magnoliopsida; Proteales; Nelumbonaceae.
CUCAACCAAAUGCCUCUCGGUACGAGGUAACCACCCUUAAACGCGAGUUGAAGGUUUCCUGCCUCAUUCAAAGAUUUCGCACACUGAUUCAUCUGAAGGAACAGGCCUGAAGCCCCCCUCUAUUCUCCUCACUUGAUUGUCAUUUGGGGUUACUUCCGGGGAAGCACUCUAAACCGUCUGACCGAAUGUUGUCGUAGAAGGAUUUCUCCUUUCUUCGUCCUCCGCCUUCGAAGCCUGACCGAAAACCCAUCUCUUAUCUGCCACAAUCGAAGCGUCUCCGUCUUCCUAAGCCCCCAAGAAGCGAACUCAUCGAAUUAAACAGGCUAACAUUUACAUCCUGAUAUGCAGUUAGACUAAAAUUUUCCUCCACCAUUGAUAAAUGAAAAGCAGAUUCGGUUUGGCAAUUUAGAUUCUUGUUGAACGAUUUUGGGGGGCUCCUGUUAAUGGGUGCUCCAAAGCAGAAGUGGACUGCAGAAGAAGAAGCGGCCCUUAAGGCCGGAGUAUUAAAGCAUGGGGCAGGCAAAUGGCGCACAAUACUCAAAGACCCAGAAUUCAGCGGUGUCUUGUCUUUGCGUUCAAAUGUUGAUCUCAAGGACAAGUGGAGGAAUAUGAGUGUGACGGCAAAUGGUUGGGGAUCUAGGGAGAAAGCUCGGUUAGCACUUAAAAGGAGUCAACAGAUCCCUAAAUAUGAUGAUAACCCAAUGGCUCUUAGUACAGUAGUUCGAAGCGAUGAGGAAAUUGUUGAUGUCAAGCCCCUUGCAAUCUCUGGUGGAGCGUUGCAGAUUGAUGGCCCCAAAAGAUCAAUAUUGUCAAGGUUGGACAAUCUUAUAUUGGAAGCUAUAACCAAUUUGAAGGAUCCCAGUGGUUCAAACAAGACCUCUAUUGCUUUAUACAUUGAGGAUCAAUACUGGGCACCACCAAACUUCAAAAGGCUAUUGUCAGCAAAGUUGAAAUAUUUGACUGCAAGUGGAAAAUUAAUUAAGGUAAAGCGCAAGUACAGGAUUGCACCAAGCUUGGCUUUCUCAGAAAGAAGAAGAAGCUCUGGCCUGUUACUCCUGGAGGAAAGGCAGAAGGAUUCUUCAAGAGCAGAGAAGUAUGAUAGCAAGAUUCUUACUAAAUCCCAGAUUGAUGCUGAGCUAGCAAAGAUGAGAAAUAUGACCGCAGAGGAGGCUGCUGCUGCUGCUGCUCGAGCUGUUGCAGAGGCAGAAGCAGCUAUUGCAGAAGCUGAGGAGGCAGCAAGGGAGGCAGAUGCUGCAGAAGCUGAUGCAGAAGCAGCCCAAGCCUUUGCUGAAGCAGCAAUGAUGACAUUGAAGGGCAGAAAUACCUCUAAGCUGAUGAUUCAUGCAUGACUGAAACCUCCCAAAUGGGCUAUCUUGAGUGAUGAAGAUGCAAGGUUGGGGAAUAUAUUGACUUGAAAGAGUGUCUGUAUGUCUUCAUUUUCCUGUAAACAUGUCUGUAAAUAUGGUAAGGCUUGUAAAAUAGUCAAAUGCAAGAUUCAUCAUUUCAUCUAUGAUGAUAACCUUGCUCAUAAAAAUCUCCGAAUCGGCUUUGGCUCCACAAACUGUUGUUCAUUCUUAAGAUAGGACUCUCUUUUUUGGUGCCUUUUUUUGAGGCUAAUCUACUGAAUUGAGAACUAAAUGUACUACAGUUUGAAUCUGGAGAAAAUCACAGUUUAAAGAAAACCAAGAGGUUUUGAAUUGGACAAGGAA